GUCAGCGGCUUGUUUUCCUGGCUGCAUCGAUCGGCUCGGGGUCACGCCCAGGCUUCAUCGUCUUACAGACAGAACUUUACACUCAUGAGCGUUCAGGUGAAUACACACACAUGUAUAAACACAAAUGGAGACUCGAGACGCCUGCGGGGGAGAAGACUGUCAUUUCUGCCGGAUAGCUGACCACCAGACUGACACGGAAAUCCUGCUGAGCGAUGACGAGCUGCUCUGCUUCCGUGACACAAAGCCCGGCGCCACGCAUCAUUACCUCGUUGUUCCCAGGACGCAUAUCGACAACUGCACACGUCUCCAGGGGGACGACGUGUCUCUCGUGGAGCGGAUGGUAGAAAUGGGGUGGAGCAUACUGAAGAAGAACAAAAUUAGUGACUUGGAGGACGUCAGGAUGGGCUUUCACGUGCCUCCGUUCUCAUCAGUUCCCCACCUCCACCUCCACGCCCUGGCUCCAGCCAGUGAGAUGAGCUUUGCGUCGCUGCGACGAUACGGGCCGCAGAGUCACUGGUUCAUCACAGUCGACAAGGUGCUUUCUCAGCUGAAGACUCGAGGCAAAGUGAAUUGAUGAGAUACAAAGAGUCUGAAGCAUUUUUGUUUAUGUCAAUCGGUCAUCCCGCUUUUUUGGACCUUUUUAUGUUGAUAAGUAAUAACGAUGUGUAUUUAUCCACUCUAGUUGAUGAUUGAUUUGUUAGGGAAAGGGCUCUGUUUCUUAAAUGGAAAUGUAUUUUUCAAAUGGAUUCGUAUCCUUGUGAAAUAUAAUGUUGUGCAAUGAGAAUAUAACUACAGCUUUACGUAGUUUUAUUAUUUAUUAAAAUAUAAACCUUUAAGACUAACUGAAAAACACAUUGAUACAGUUUAAAAAUCACAUUUUAUUCGUCCAAUAUUGUAUUUAUAUUUUUUGGGUUGUGUAAUCAUUUUUAAUUGAUAUAUUUUAAUAAAUUAAAUUUCAAUUAAAGAUGACUGUCUAGCUUCAAAUAAUUGGAUCAUCUCUGACAGUCUUGGGUUGCAAUAAUAAUGAUUACUUUAAUAUUCAAAGGGGAAUAAAAUAAUUUGUGUCUUUUAUCCUCUGCCAGCAUCUACACAAAUGUCUGAACAACACGGUUUGGAGGGGAUAACAAUAAUAAGAACACAAAAACAAAACAAAUAUUAGAUUGCCCAAGAGAACACUCGUUGUCCUAAUGGACUUCAAUUCGGAAACCAAUGACAUCCAUAAUUCCUUCCUUGUCAGUAUUUACUGUUUUUGUUGCUUCACGGUUGCAUAGAUCUCUGAAGAGUUUGUUGGCAGGUUUUUGUUUUGUCCUCAAAGUAUAAUUUUUGUAGACACCUUUUUAAAGAAAGAUUCAAGAUGCAUUGCUGGCAUCAAAAACAAUGUCAGUUCUUUCUGAGAGCCACUGGAUGUCCCUGUACCUUGCUUUCUGUUUGAUGGAGAGAGCUAACAGGCUUCGAUGGGAUUCACAAACUGUCUCUUUUUUUAUUACUUAUUUAAAAAUGAUGAAGCAGGAACAAUAAAAAAAGAUCCUCAUUGUUAUUUCAACCUGACAGCAUCCUGCUGUAAUACUUUACUUUCAUGCUCAGUAUUUUUACAUCAUCAUAUAGACAUAUAACUCUGUUUUUUUCCUAAA
Molecule: messenger RNA, 1631 nt
Organism: Pungitius pungitius (ninespine stickleback)
Lineage: Eukaryota; Metazoa; Chordata; Actinopteri; Perciformes; Gasterosteidae
Product: adenosine 5'-monophosphoramidase HINT3-like
Exons: 5
Coding region: 125-574 (149 amino acids)
Molecular function (GO): catalytic activity
Source: RefSeq, a predicted model, not a curated record